Didymodactylos carnosus is the source of this 354-nucleotide messenger RNA. NCBI's taxonomy places the organism in Eukaryota, Metazoa, Rotifera, Eurotatoria, Philodinida, Philodinidae. The record is from the annotation of a GenBank genome assembly.
ACUCGUGGUAAUAUUAAUGGUGCUAGUAAUACGAUAAUCCCAACAUUAUUAUCGUCCUCUGCUACUACUCUCACACAAUCAAAAGUUUGGAAUUAUUUCACACGCAUACAAGGCAAAACUUCAUUGCAAGCAAAAUGUACAUUAUAUCCAGUUGAUAAAGGUAUUCUUCAAACAAAAUUCUCCACAACCACAACUCUCAAACAAUAUCUGAAACAAAUUCAUGACAUAGAUAUAACAAAUUCGACAAUGAUUAACCCAAAACGAAAAAUAUCAUUAUUAUCAACAAAAGGGAAAAGUCGACUUGAUGGAUUUAUUAAUAACAGCAAUCGUAAAAAAUGGAUGAUCUUUCAAUGA